AUGCUUCGGCUGUUACCACCGGGCAUUGUGAACACAGUGCUCAGAAUUGCUGCGACUUGGGGUAUUCUGGCCGGUGCAUUUGGCCUGUUGAAAUUGGGCUACUUGAUCCUUACAGUUGAUGCUGUUGUUACUCUUCUUUUGACUUUUCUGUACACACACCUGAACUCCGAUGCCAAGAUCACAUCUGGCAAGAGUCUUGCACCUCAGCUAGCGGCAGCAGAGCCGAAUGAGCUGGAAGAAACCAAAGAGCCUAGAGGCAGCCCCACAGAUACAAGUCCUAACACAAUCGAUGGGGAACCUAACGUUAUUGGGUGCGCGGUUGGUUGGCGUGAGGAUGAAGAGCUCUAUGCCCGAUGCCUCGAGAGCCUGCAGAGUACACAAAGCUGUACCACGGUUGUAGCAGGUAUCGACGGCGAUGAGGCUGAAGAUGAGCGGAUGAUCAAUGUUUUCCACACGGUCUUUCCUGAUGGGGUCGUGUUUCGCAUGGCUCAACCUCUCUCCGACACGCUAGAACAUCUAGCGGCUUUAAGCGAUGUCGACCUGCUCCACGAUGAAGCUGGACAAGCAGCUAUCAUGGAUCGUCUACGGAGUCAUGUCUUGGACCUCCUUACCGAAGAGCUACUUCCGAAUCACCCACGCGAUAUUGGAGCCAUAUGCAUUGUUCAACCACAUCGAUCAAAGAAGGAUAUCUUGUUCACAACCCUAGUCGUCGGAACAGUCCUUGCUCAGGCACAGUCUACCGAUCUCAUCUUCAGCACUGACUCUGACUCGACCGUAUCUCCAGACGCCAUACCCAAGAUGGCGAGGAAGCUCAGCAGCGACACGAAUAUUGGUGGGGUUUCGGGCCAUAUGCGGUUCUUCCACCCCAAUCCUACCUUCAUCACCAAGAUUGCGACGUCAUAUUAUUGGUUCCAGCAAGACGUCUACAAGAUACAAGGGGCGAUGUUUGGAACCAACGAAUGCCAACCAGGCCCAGUUGGUGCUUUCCGAGCGUCUGCGCUGAACAAGAUUUUGGUCCCGUGGUAUUGUCAGCGGGUGUUGGGACGGAAAAUGAUCACAAAUGAAGACAGACACUUGACGACGCGACUCCUCUGGGCGGGUUACGACGUGCACCAUGUACCAGACGCCGUCGUCUACACCGACACGCCUGAUACCUUCUCGGCCUGGGUCAAGCAGCAGGUUCGCUGGUCCAGAGGCACCAUGAUCGAGACAAUAUGGUACCCUGGCAUGGUCGGGCGCCUGUCUCCGUGGCACAUCUUCACCAUCCUCAAGUCGCGGCUGAUACCGAUCCUCAUCUUCUGCAUGGCCGUCAGCUCCGCUUUGACGGGCCGGAGCCUGGUGGGCGGCAUCCUGGACCGCGCCGUUGCUGACAUGGUCUUAUCAGUAGACGUGUUCUGCUGCCUCUCACUGCAGGUGGCGUAUCUCGUCUUCCUUGGGCCAAAUGAUACUCUUGUGCAAGACCUAAUCUGGCUUGUUCCCGCGCUUGUGUGGUUCCUGGUACUAUCACCUGGCAUCAUUGUUUGGUCGCUCAUUACCGUCUUGGAUGGCUCUUGGGGCACGCAACCUCGUGCUGUGUCAAAGGAGGCAUCUGGUGGGUCUAAUAAAUCUAAUCUUCGCAAGAUCUCAAAUGAGGUGUUGUUUGUUUUGUCAUGGCUGGUGGUAUUUCUUGUGGCGGUUCUUCGAAACUACUACCGCAAAGCCAUGGCAAUGUAG
Diaporthe batatas is the source of this 1713-nucleotide messenger RNA. RefSeq lists its product as uncharacterized. The record is from RefSeq and is a predicted model, not a curated record. Lineage: Eukaryota; Fungi; Ascomycota; Sordariomycetes; Diaporthales; Diaporthaceae. Gene Ontology annotation, molecular function: hyaluronan synthase activity. The coding region runs from base 1 to 1713 and encodes 570 amino acids. Gene Ontology annotation, biological process: extracellular matrix assembly; hyaluronan biosynthetic process. The transcript is spliced from 3 exons.